GGCGGGGCCCGGAGGAGGGGCCGCGGGGCGGGGCGCCGGUCUCACCUGACCGGGUUGUGCUCCGUAGCUACCGGCUCCGGGCUGUCCUGGGACUCGGGGGCGGCGGCAAGGCCAGGGGAGUCUCCGGCCUCAAUGGGGAAUCUGCGACCCUGCGGGGGCUCCUGGGCACUCAUGUCCAGGCCCCGCGGCGCUCUGCGCGGGGAGUGGUGGUCAGGCCGCUCUCGGGCCUCCGGGCGUCCCCUGCCCGCGCCCGCCCCCCUGGCCGUUGCUCACCUGCCGGAGGCCGAGACCGAGGCCGGUCCCAGGCUGGAAGCAGCUGCCCGAGCCCUGGCCGCGGGAGGACGCUCCGGUCCAGGGGGAGCCGGGCAGGUGUCUGCGGCGCACUCGAGGCCGGGCGUCGAGGGGGAGGGCUGCAUUGUGACCCGGGCCGUGGCGUGCUGACCUCACAGAGCCUGUUCCUCCCGCCAGAGAAUCCCCUGUCGCCCCGGGCCGCCCAGGCACUUAGCUCCGGCCCAAGCGGGGACUAGAGGAUCAUGGUGUUUGGAGAACGGGUCGCACAGCCCCUUGGCAGCCGGAUGGGGGCGCAGGCAGCAAGGGCUACCUACCGGCGGGCAGCCACCACGCGGAGCAGCUGGGCAUCCCGGCCCAUCCACACGCCCCGGCGCCCUCCCCGACCAGGCUGCUACUCACUGAGUGGCAUGCGGGCGAGGGUGGCGGCGGCGACUUAACCGGUGCUGGGUUUGGUGUUGGUGGUGAGGGUAGGUAGGGCCACUGCCCAUUUUGGCCAAGGGUCACACAGCAUUUACAUCACAAUUGGUCCGUAGUUUAAAAAUGUCUGACCCUCUCCCUCCCCACCACCCGCGGCUGUGUCCAGACGGAGAAUGUUCUAGCGCUGGGGGCGGCUGUGGAUGAAGUCCUUGGGGGGAAAAGGAGCAGGCCAAGGGCGAUGGUGGAGUAGAGCUGCCUCGCGGAGGCAGCAUGAGCUGAGAGGGUGAUAGGAAGGAAGGAGGCGCUAGACAGCAUGGAGGACUUUCUGCUCUCCAAUGGGUACCAGCUGGGCAAGACCAUUGGGGAAGGGACCUACUCAAAAGUCAAAGAAGCAUUUUCCAAAAAACACCAAAGAAAAGUGGCAAUUAAAAUUAUAGACAAGAUGGGAGGGCCAGAAGAGUUUAUCCAGAGAUUCCUGCCUCGGGAGCUCCAGAUUGUCCGAACCCUGGACCACAAGAACAUCAUCCGGGUGUAUGAGAUGCUGGAGUCUGCAGAUGGGAAAAUCUACCUGGUGAUGGAACUGGCUGAGGGAGGGGAUGUCUUUGACUGCGUGCUGAAUGGGGGGCCACUGCCCGAGAGCCGGGCCAAGGCCCUCUUCCGCCAGAUGGUCGAGGCCAUCCGCUACUGCCAUGGCUGUGGCGUGGCCCACCGGGAUCUCAAAUGUGAGAACGCCUUGUUGCAGGGCUUCAACCUCAAGCUGACCGACUUUGGCUUCGCCAAGGUAUUACCCAAGUCACGCCGGGAGCUGAGCCAGACCUUCUGCGGCAGCACAGCCUAUGCCGCCCCUGAGGUGCUGCAGGGUAUUCCCCACGACAGCAAGAAGGGUGACAUCUGGAGCAUGGGCGUGGUCCUCUACGUCAUGCUCUGUGCCAGCCUACCUUUUGAUGACACAGACAUCCCCAAGAUGCUGUGGCAGCAGCAGAAGGGGGUGUCCUUCCCCACUCAUCUGGGCAUCUCUACCGAAUGCCAGGACCUGCUCAAGCGGCUCCUGGAACCAGACAUGAUCCUCCGGCCUUCAAUCGAAGAAGUUAGUUGGCACCCAUGGCUAGCAAGCACUUGAUAAAAGCAAUGGCAAGUCCUCCCCAAUAAAGUAGGGGGAGAAAGCAAACCCAAAACCCGCUUCCAAAAUGGUAUAUAUAUUUUACACUUUGUUUAGUUAUCCUAAAGCUUAUCUACAUCCUCCCUAGACAUUCCUUCUAAGGGGCCAUGGAACUAAGGGCCUCGUUCCCUUUUGUUAUGGCUGACAAAUGAUUUUCAUACAGGUGUUUAAAGCUAAUUAAAUUAGGCCCCAGAGUCAUCUACACACAGGGGGAGGAGAGGGGAAAAAAAUGACCAAGAGUGAUUGGAACCACUGUU
Sciurus carolinensis (gray squirrel) is the source of this 2124-nucleotide messenger RNA. RefSeq names its product testis specific serine kinase 3 (gene Tssk3). Gene Ontology annotation, biological process: protein phosphorylation; microtubule cytoskeleton organization; intracellular signal transduction. The record is from RefSeq and is a predicted model, not a curated record. Gene Ontology annotation, molecular function: protein serine/threonine kinase activity; tau-protein kinase activity; ATP binding. Bases 1022 to 1828 code for a protein of 268 amino acids. NCBI's taxonomy places the organism in Eukaryota, Metazoa, Chordata, Mammalia, Rodentia, Sciuridae. The transcript is spliced from 2 exons. Gene Ontology annotation, cellular component: cytoplasm.